Onychostoma macrolepis is the source of this 2873-nucleotide messenger RNA. It is a transcript of the gene katnb1, whose product is annotated as katanin p80 (WD repeat containing) subunit B 1. The coding region runs from base 495 to 2579 and encodes 694 amino acids. Gene Ontology annotation, molecular function: microtubule binding. The transcript is spliced from 19 exons. The record is from RefSeq and is a predicted model, not a curated record. Gene Ontology annotation, biological process: microtubule severing; microtubule depolymerization. Gene Ontology annotation, cellular component: katanin complex. Lineage: Eukaryota; Metazoa; Chordata; Actinopteri; Cypriniformes; Cyprinidae.
ACACACCAGAUUCAAUUCAUGAGCUUUUUAGUAGUGUAUUUAAAGACCUGAAAUAUAUUAGAUGAUUACUCCCCAUAAUUUAGCAAGAGGUUGUUUUCCGUUGUGAUACCCCCUGGUGCUGCACAAUUUUAAUAUUUUAUUUGUCUGACCUUCAGAUAGGAUUCUCUGCUAAAUGACUUCAUAAAUCAUAUGUGUUAAAUGAAGGCUGCUGCAGAACCGGGAUCGAGGCUAUUGGCCUUAGUUCCACUGCGCAUGCGCACGCUGAAAUGCGCGCACUCGGAUCUUUUCGCGUCCUAAACUAAUCUUUUUCUCAUUAGAGCUGAUCUGAUCUGUCUAUCGGCAGACUGCAGCCAUGAGAGUCCCCGUGUAACCCAGACUGACUGUCACCAGUGCAAGAAAGAUGGACAGAGAAGAUAAAGUAAUACCGCCGCAGCUCUGACAUAGGUGUUGGUGAAAUGAGCAGAGUGAGUUGACUCAAUCACACGAUCAUCACGAUGGCUCUCACCAGCACCACUAUAACAUCAUGGAAACUGCAGGAGAUUGUGGCUCACUCCAGCAAUGUGUCUUCACUGGUGUUGGGGAAAUCGUCUGGUCGUUUGCUGGCCACUGGCGGCGAGGACUGCAGAGUCAAUAUCUGGGCAGUCAGCAAACCAAACUGCAUUAUGAGUCUGACGGGCCACACCAGCCCUGUGGAGUGUAUCCAGUUCAACAGUUCUGAAGAGCGUGUGGUGGCCGGUUCUCAGUCUGGCUCUCUCCGGCUUUGGGAUUUGGAGGCUGCUAAAAUUCUGCGCACUUUGAUGGGGCACAAAGCCAGUAUCUGCAGUCUGGACUUCCACCCCAUGGGAGAAUACCUGGCAUCUGGCUCUGUGGAUAGCAAUAUUAAGUUGUGGGAUGUGAGAAGGAAAGGAUGUGUAUUCAGAUAUAAGGGUCACACUCAGGCUGUGCACUGUCUAGCCUUCAGUCCUGAUGGGAAAUGGCUUGCUUCAGCCAGUGAUGACAGCACAGUAAAGCUGUGGGAUCUGAUAGCAGGCAAGAUGAUCACUGAAUUCACAUCACACACAUCAGCUGUCAAUGUUGUGCAAUUCCACCCCAAUGAGUACCUGCUCGCCUCUGGGAGUGCAGAUCGGACUGUUAAGCUGUGGGACCUGGAGAAAUUCAACAUGAUUGGCUCGUCAGAGGGCGAGACAGGAGUUGUGAGGAGUAUAUUGUUUAAUCCUGAUGGUAGCUGCUUGUACAGCGGCUCUGAGAACACACUACGAGUGUAUGGCUGGGAGCCUGACCGUUGCUUUGAUGUAGUGCAUGUAGGCUGGGGCAAAGUAUCUGACCUGGCCAUCAGCAACAACCAAAUGAUUGCAGUGUCCUACAGUCAAAAUAAUGUGAGCUGGUACAUUGUUGAUCUCAAUCGAGUGAAGAAAUCAGGAUCUGUGAUCCAAGGGCUGAUUGAGGACAAGCCGAUCCCAGCUCCCACAUCUGCAAUGGGAACAACACUAAGGCGAAAUUACGAGCGACCCACUACAUCCUGCACUGGACAGGAGAUGAAGCGGAGUUCAGAGGCUGAUCGCCGGAGUCCAGAAGGAGAGAGGAGAAGUCCCAGCAGUGAGGAUGAGAAAGAAGACAAAGAGAGCAGUGCAGAAAUCACCAACCCAGAAGAUUAUAAAGAGAUCUUUCAGCCGCGCAGUGUCAUCUCACGCACUCCACCCAAAAGAAAUGAACCCUUCCCAGCUCCCCUAGACCACUCUUUCUCAGAGAGUGUACUAGAGAAACCUGGCCCAGCAGUUAAGAUUGUUACUCCAGUAAUAGACAGGGCAGGACAGUUGAAAGGUCCCAUUACCUCCUCCACUCCAGUACAAAGAGUUGAACCAACUGUGAUCGCUGCUGCUCCCCGUCCAGUAGGGGUGGUGACCACAACAGUGACGUCUCCCUCUCGUCCUGUGGUUACGACCACCAAACCUAAACCUUCUACAGGAAUCAUCCUCUCGACACGUAAUGAGCCAAUUGGCCUCAGUGCAGGAGAGUUCCUUUCUCAUGCACGAAACGCCAAAGCCAGCGUGAUGGGAGAUGAUGAGGCAUUAGCACAGAUCCGGAAAGGCCAUGACACCAUGUGCGUUAUGCUGACCAGUCGAUAUAAAAACCUGGACACAGUGCGCUCCGUCUGGGCCAGUGGUGAUGUCAAGAUUUCCCUGGAUUCAGCUGUAUCUAUGAAUGAUCUUUCUAUUGUGGUGGACAUCCUUAACAUAAUCAACCUCAAACCAUCACUUUGGAAGUUGGACCUCUGCACGUCCAUCUUGCCACAGAUUGAGGAAUUGCUGCAGAGCAAAUAUGAAAGUUAUGUGCAGACUGGUUGUAUGUCUUUAAAACUGAUUCUGAAGCGUUUUUGGCCGUUAAUCUCAGACACGUUGACUGCUCCUCCAUCAGUAGGAGUGGACAUCACUCGAGAGGAGAGGCAUCAGAAAUGUAAAGCGUGCUAUAAGCAGCUGAAGAACCUCAGUAAUGUAGUGAAGAACCGGGCAGAGCAGGUUGGUCGUCAUGGAAGCACAUUCAAAGAGCUACAACUUCUUAUGGCCCCAUUGGACUACUGACACACACAGACACACUCCUCAAUCUCCAAACACGAAGCUCAGUCAAAGAGUCCAUAAUGAGGCUAAGUACUGAGCUUCAUGACUGAACUUGAAUGGACUUUUCACUUAGCACUUAAAGUAUGUGUGCUCACACAAGCACACUUUGGAGUGAAGUAUUUAUGUAGGCUUCAGGUGGAUAUUUUCGUAGUGGCUAAAUUUGAAUUUCUUUUUCAUCUCUUUGAAAUGCACUACUUGUUUUUGUAAACACUUGUCAACAAUAAAGGAGAAUUUUCAUUUGAAAGAUUCCCAAAAAUA